Messenger RNA from Grammomys surdaster, 3560 nucleotides. RefSeq names its product X-linked inhibitor of apoptosis (gene Xiap). NCBI's taxonomy places the organism in Eukaryota, Metazoa, Chordata, Mammalia, Rodentia, Muridae. The transcript has 9 exons. The record is from RefSeq and is a predicted model, not a curated record. Gene Ontology annotation, cellular component: nucleus; cytoplasm. Bases 266 to 1750 code for a protein of 494 amino acids.
AGCGGUCCCCGAGCGGGAGCGAGGCUAAUCGAGGCUGCUCGGCCUGAGAGGCCGGGGCCCGCCGCCCAGCAGACUUGUGUUUUCCUGAUCCGGGCUCGGGCAGCCCCUCCUCCGGGACCCUCCCCUCGGGAACCGUCGCCCGCAGCGGUUCCCGGGAUUGCCCCGGAAGCUGUGGGUAGGGUUGCUGGCUUCAAGCCUUCGAGUCAGCCUCCUUAAACUUCGUGACACCUAAGAAAAGGUGGACAAGUCCUAUUUUCCAGAGAAGAUGACGUUUAACAGUUUUGAAGGAUCUAGAACUUUUGUACCUGCAGACACCAAUAAGGAUGAAGAAUUUGUAGAGGAGUUUAGUAGAUUAAAAACAUUUGCUAACUUCCCAAGUAGCAGUCCUGUUUCAGCAUCAACAUUGGCACGAGCAGGCUUUCUUUACACUGGUGAAGGAGACACCGUGCAGUGUUUCAGUUGUCACGCAGCAGUAGAUAGAUGGCAGUAUGGAGACUCAGCUGUUGGAAGACACAGAAGAAUAUCCCCAAAUUGCAGAUUUAUCAAUGGCUUUUAUUUUGAAAACGGUGCCUCACAGUCUACAAAUCCUGGUAUCCAAAAUGGCCAGUACAAAUCUGAAAACUGUGUGGGAAACAGAAAUCAUUUUGCUCUUGACAGGCCAUCUGAGACUCAUGCAGAUUAUCUCCUGAGAACUGGACAGGUUGUAGAUAUUUCAGACACUGUAUACCCGAGGAACCCUGCCAUGUGUAGUGAAGAAGCCAGAUUGAAGUCAUUUCAGAACUGGCCAGACUAUGCCCAUUUAACCCCCAGAGAGUUAGCUAGUGCUGGGCUCUUCUACACAGGGAUCGAUGAUCAAGUGCAAUGCUUUUGUUGUGGUGGAAAACUGAAAAAUUGGGAACCCUGUGAUCGUGCCUGGUCAGAGCACAGGAGACACUUUCCCAAUUGCUUCUUUGUUUUGGGCCGGAAUGUUCGAAGUGAAUCUGGUGUGAGUUCUGAUAGGAAUUUCCCAAAUUCAACAAAUUCUCCAAGAAAUCCAGCCAUGGCAGAAUAUGAAGCACGGAUCGUUACUUUUGGAACAUGGAUAUACUCAGUUAACAAGGAGCAGCUUGCAAGAGCUGGAUUUUAUGCUUUAGGUGAAGGCGAUAAAGUGAAGUGCUUUCACUGUGGGGGAGGGCUCACGGAUUGGAAGCCAAGUGAAGACCCUUGGGAACAGCAUGCUAAGUGGUAUCCAGGGUGUAAAUAUCUAUUGGAUGAGAAGGGGCAAGAAUAUAUAAAUAAUAUUCAUUUAACCCAUUCACUUGGGGAAUCUUUGGUAAGAACUGCUGAAAAAAUGCCAUCACUAACUAAAAAAAUCGAUGAUACCAUCUUCCAGAAUCCUAUGGUGCAAGAAGCUAUACGGAUGGGAUUUAGCUUCAAGGACAUUAAGAAAACAAUGGAAGAAAAAAUCCAAACAUCUGGGAGUAGCUAUCUGUCACUUGAGGUUCUAAUUGCAGAUCUUGUGAGUGCUCAGAAAGAUAAUACGCAGGAAGAGUCAAGUCAAACUUCAUUGCAGAAAGACAUUAGUACUGAAGAGCAGCUAAGACGUCUACAAGAGGAGAAGCUUUGCAAGAUCUGUAUGGAUAGAAAUAUUGCUAUAGUUUUUGUUCCUUGUGGACAUCUGGUCACUUGUAAACAGUGUGCUGAGGCAGUUGACAAAUGCCCCAUGUGCUACACAGUCAUUACAUUCAAGCAAAAAAUUUUUAUGUCUUAAUCCAGCACCACAGUAGGCAUGUUAUGUUCUUACUCUAAUUGAAUGUGGGAUGUGAGCGAACUUUAAGUAAUCAGCAUUGCAUUCCAUUAGCUUCUGUUCCCAAAUGGAAACAAAUGUUACCAGCACUGUUUCGGUCUAAAGGGUGGAUUUCUGCAUCAUUUAUCCAGUGUUUUACUCACUUGAAACCUUAGACAAAGAAGUAUUUUAUAACUUUUCACAUGUAUAUUUGUUGUACACUGAUUUGAUUUCUAUGUAUAAGUGAAUUAAUCACCUGCAGUUUUCAUUCCUUUAGCAUAAGCUUAACAAAUGGAGUGCUCUGUGUAUGCAGGGAGAUUUGAUUUAAUCUGCCCAAUCACUUUUAAUUUGCUUAGUGUAAACAGAGAAAGAGCUGUUCCACACUGGUGGGAGGAUAAACAUUGUUUUUAGAUGUUUGUUUCUGUGUUUUAGGAUUCUUCCCAUUUACUUGGAAUUUAUUGGAAUUAUAAAUGUACUUACAUGAAUAUUUUUAAGUGAUUUUGCCAUCUCCUAAAAGAUAUUUAAUGGUAGACUACCAUCUAACCAGCAUGUACUGACAUGGAAAGGCAACACAGAUAUAGUAAGUGUAAAAUAAAAGUGGCAAAACACUAUAUCUAGUUAGAGCCAAAUCAAUGUGUGUGUAUUUUGUAUCUGUACAGGAGAAAAAGAUUUGGGAAGAUAAGUAUCACUCUUAAAUGUAUUUUUUCUUCUGGGGGGAUGGGGGAUGGGUCUUAGAGGGGCUUAUAGAGCCUUUCACUUUUUCAUUUUUUUCUGUUUGAAGGUUUUAUAAGUAUGUAUUACUUUUAUAAUCAGAAUUCUUAGUAAAUAUUUUGCUGAUUUAAAGGCUUAGGCAUGUUCAAACGUCUGCAAAACUACUUAUCGCUCAGUUUUAGUUUUUCUAAUCCAGGAAGCAGGCCAGUUAACUUUUCUGGUGCCAAUGUGAAAUUUGAAUGUUUUUGUUUUACCUGCUUUGUGGAUGAAAAAUAUUUCUGAGUGGUAGUUUUCUGACAGGUAGAUCAUGUCUUUUUAUCUUGUUUCAAAAUAUUUCUGAUUUUGUAAAAUGAAAUAUAAAGUAUGUCUCAGAUCUUCCAAUUAAUUAGUAAGGAUUCAUCCUUAAUCCUUGCUAGUUUAAGCCUGCCUAAGUCACUUUACUAAAAGAUCUUUGUUAACCCAGUAUUUUAACCAUCUGUCUGCUUCCAUAGUUAAACGUAGAAGCGUGUUUGUAUACAGCUUGUAGUUUUAGUGUCAGCUCUCUGUUUUGAGAUUCUCAAUGUCGUUUUGUGUCCUAAAAGUUUCAUGUAGUUUUUGCUGUUAGGAUGAUUAAGAUGUAUAUAGUACAGAGUGUUCAGUCUUUGAUUUUUUUAAUGUUUGUUUGUUUUCUUGACUAGUAAUGGUAGUAGAUACUUUAAAAAUAUUUUCUCAAGAUCCUUAAAACCUUGGAAAUUUUAACAUACUGACAAGAGUAGUUUAAAUAUUUUAACAACUUAUAUAAGUCAAUAUGAAUACAAUCAAAAGCUAAAAUGCUUCAUAGAACAUGGGAUUUACCUUAAGUAAUUAUCAUGAUAGACCUCUUGUAAUGAAUGGUCUGUUUUACUACAGAGAACAGUUUGGGAACGAAACUGUUACAAUUUAGACUUUUUGUUGUAUUUUCUAAGAGAAAGAGUAUUGUUAGGUUCUCCUAACCUCUGUUGACUACUAUGGUAAGUGAUAUUAUUUUAAUUGCAAAUUUAAAUAGAAACCAACAGAAUUAAGUAACUGACUGCUCCUUUUUCUCUUUGUUGUUGUUUUUUUUUUU